UAAGGCCUGGGAGCACGGGCAGAGCCAGCUGCCAGCUUCAGCGUCUCCCUCUGAGUGAGCCCGGAGAGUCCUUCGAGCAGGGCUCAGCUGCCCUGUGACGCCCAGGCCCGGAUACUCAAACUGCUGCCAUGUCUGCUCCAGAGCAAGGGGGCCAGGAGCCCCCCAAGACCAAGGGCAAGAGCCUGGGCAGCUUCUUUGCUUCCCUGCCUGGCUUCAGCUCUGCGCGGAACCUGAUGGCUGGUGCCCACAGUGCCACAAAAGAGGCCAAGCCAACUUCUGACCCCACAGGUGUCCCUGGCUCUGAGGCUCAAGCAGCCACCAACCCAGAAGUGAUGGCUAGGGACACGGAGAAGCUGCUGCAGCCUUCAGAAAAGAUGCCCAGGACCACGGAUGCCGUCUCCUCUGGGGUGGCCAGCAUGAUGGAUGCAGCAAAAGGGGUGGUCCAGGGAGGCCUGGACACUACACGAUCAGCCCUCCUGGGCACCAAGGACAUGGUCGCUGGAGGAGUCACAGGGGUGGUGGGCAUGGCCAAAGGGGUCCUGCAAGGGGGUCUGGACACUUCAAAGGCUGUUGUCACUGGCACCAAGGACACAGUAACCACCGGGCUCACAGGGGCAGUGAACACGGCCAAGGGAACCAUCCAGGCUGGUGUGGACACCACCAAGACUGUUCUGACCGGCACCAAGGACAGCGUGUCUACUGGGGUUACAGGUGCAGUGAAUCUGGCCAAGGGGACAGUACAGACUGGCCUAGAUACCACCAAGACCAUGCUGACUGGAACGAAGGACACCAUCUGUAGUGGGGUGACUGGAGCCGUGAACAUAGCCAAAGGUGCUGUCCAAGGGGGCCUAGGCACCACCAAGUCUGUGGUCACGGGCACGAAAGACACAGUUGCCACUGGGCUCACAGGGACAGUGAACAUGGCCAAGGGAGCUGUCCAGACUGGUGUGGACAGCACCAAGACCGUGCUGAUUGGAACAAAAGACACAGUGUCCGCUGGGCUCACAGGAGCAGCGAACAUGGCCAAAGGCACAGUGCAGACCGGCCUGGACACCACCAAGACUGUGCUGACUGGCACCAAGGACACGGUCUGUAGUGGGGUGACUGGAGCCGUGAAUGUGGCCAAGGCAGCUGUCCAGGGAGGCCUGGACACGUCGAAAGCUGUUCUCACAGGCACCAAAAACACAGUGUCUGCUGGACUCACAGGGGCAGCGAACGUGGCCAAGGGAGCCGUCCAGACUGGUGUGGACAGCACCAAGACCAUGUUGACUGGAACAAAAGACACAGUGUCUGCUGGGCUCACAGGAGCAGCAAAUGUGGCCAAAGGCACAGUGCAGACCGGCCUGGACACUACCAAGACUGUGCUGACUGGCACCAAGGACACGGUCUGUAGUGGGGUGACUGGAGCCGUGAACGUGGCCAAGACAGCUGUCCAGGGGGGCCUGGACACGUCGAAAGCUGUUCUCACGGGCACCAAAAAUACAGUAUCCACUGGGCUUACUGGGGCAGUGAAUGUGGCUAAGGGAGCCGUCCAGACUGGUGUGGACAGCACCAAGACCAUGUUGACUGGAACAAAAGACACAGUGGCCACUGGACUCACAGGGGCAGUAAACAUGGCCAAAGGCACGGUGCAGACCGGCCUGGACACCACCAAGACUGUGCUGACUGGAACGAAGGACACUGUCUGUAGUGGGGUGACCGGAGCUGUGAACGUGGCCAAGACAGCUGUCCAGGGGGGACUGGACACGUCGAAAGCUGUUCUCAUGGCCACCAAAAACACAGCAUCCGCUGGGUUCACAGGGGCAGCAAAUGUGGCCAAGGGAGCCGUCCAGACUGGUGUGGACAGCACCAAGACCAUGUUGAUUGGAACAAAAGACACGGUGUCCACUGGGCUCACAGGAGCAGCGAACGUGGCCAAAGGCACAGUGCAGACCGGCCUGGACACCACCAAGACCGUAUUGACUGGCACCAAGGACACGGUCUGUAGUGGGGUGACUGGAGCUGUGAACGUGGCCAAGACAGCUGUCCAGGGGGGCCUGGACACGUCAAAAGCUGUUCUCACGGGCACCAAAAAUACAGUGUCCGCUGGACUCACAGGGGCAGCGAACGUGGCCAAGGGAGCCGUCCAGACUGGUGUGGACAGCACCAAGACCAUGUUGACUGGAACAAAAGACACGGUGUCCACUGGGCUCACAGGGGCAGUAAACGUGGCCAAAGGCACAGUGCAGACCGGCCUGGACACCACCAAGACUGUGCUGACUGGAACGAAGGACACGGUCUGUAGUGGGGUGACUGGAGCCGUGAACGUGGCCAAGGCAGCUGUCCAGGGGAGCCUGGACACAUCAAAAGCUGUUCUCACAGGAACCAAAAAUACAGUGUCCACUGGGCUCACAGGGGCAGCGAACAUGGCCAAAGGCACAGUGCAGACCGGGCUGGACACCACCAAGACUGUGCUGACUGGCACCAAGGACACGGUCUGUAGUGGGAUGAGUGGAGCUGUGAACGUGGCCAAGGCAGCUGUCCAGGGGGGCCUGGACACGUCAAAAACUAUUCUCACGGGCACCAAAAACACAGUGUCCACCGGGCUCACAGGGACCAUGAACAUGGCCCAGGGAGUCGUCCAGACUGGUGUGGACAGCACCAAGAUGGUGCUCACCAGAACAAAAGACGCAGUGUCCACCGGCCUCACAGGGGCAGUGAAUGUGGCCAAAGGCACAGUGCAGACCGGCCUGGACACCUCCAAGACAGCGCUGACCAGCACCAAGGACAUGGUCUGUAGUGGGGUUUCUGGAGCCAUGAAUGUGGCCAAAGAUGCCAUCCAGGGGAGUCUGGACACUACCACCUCUGUCAUCACGGGCACCAGGGAUGUGGUUUCCACUGGGUUCAUAGGGGCCAUGAAUAUGGCCAAAGGGGCUGUCCAGGGUAGCCUAGACACCACCAAAACCAUGCUGGCUGGCACCAAAGAUGCAGCCUCUGCUGGGCUUGCUGGUGUGGGGACCAUGGCCACAGGCACUGGCCGCACUAAUCCUAGCACUGUGCAGAAGUGGCUUCCUGCUCCCCAAGACACCAUCUGGGGUGAGCCUAUCAGCUGCAAAGCCUCAGACAAAGGUGGGGAACACACUGCCCUGAGCUCCCCAGAAGCCCUGUCCACGGGGCCCUCUAGCUUCUCAGACCCGCUCGGUGUAGACUUGCAGUUUGCUGGGGAAGCUGCAGCUGCCACCAGAAGCCUAGUGUCUGACAGGGCCAUGGUCACUCAUGGGGCUGCCUCAGGUGGCCAGCAAAGAGCCACCAGCUUCACAAUGCUCCGGGACGAGCUGGAGGGGCUGGAAAUCUUCCAGCCCAUGAGCACUGAGGAACAAGCCCAGCUGGCAGCCUCCGAGCCAGGGCCCAAGGUGCUUUCUGUCGACCACGAGAGCUACUUUGUCCGUCUCGGUGACCUGUCCCCCAGCUUGCGCCAGCGUGCUUUUGAACACGCCCUAAGCCACGUGCAGCAUCGCCAGUUCCAAGCCAGGGAUGCUGUGGCCCAGCUCCAGGACUCUUUCAGGAUGAUUGAGAAAUCCACACAGGCUCUGGGACGGCCACUGUGUCUGGACCAGGGCCUGAAUGCCCCAGUGGAGGGCCCUGGGAGCUCCGAGGUAGGUGGGGCACAGGUGCUGGCCAGGGUCUGCACACUCAUCCGGCAGCUGCACACAGCCUACAGUGGCCUGGCCUCGGGCCUGCAGGGGCUGCCCGAGCACCAGCAGCAGGUGGGCCGUGCACGGCACAGCCUCUGCGAUCUCUACAGCAUCGUGUCUUCUGCCGGCCCCGGUGAGGAGCUGCCAGCUGAGCGCCUGGAGCAGAGCCGGGAAGGUGUGGGCCAGGCAUGGCGUGGGCUGGACCAGCUGCUGGAUGGCCUGCAGCACAGCCCCCCACUGGGCUGGCUCGUGGGGCCCUUUGCCCUGGCCCCUGGCAUGCAGCAGGUGUAGGCGGCACAGCGCAGGUGCAGGCAUCUCCCCAGCUGCCCAGCCAGGGAGCCUCUUCAGAACCUUCUCCUCUAAACCCAGAUCCAGUUCCUAAAGGUCUUGGCCCAGUGGGUCAGAGCUGGCAAGACGCCGAGGGCCCAAGGGGACAGUUUCUGGGUCCUACCAGCAUGCAGGCUUGCCUAUGCCUCCCGUCCUUUCUCCAGACGCCCCUGACCAGCACUGUGACUCCAGUUGAAGGUGGCAACUGAGCCCCCAAUCAGAGAGCCAGACAUGUAGAGGGUCUAAAAGGACCUGAGCCCCCACCAGGAGACUUUCACUUCUAGGGAACUCUUCUACUACCAGUGCGUGACACCCCAUGGCCAUCUUUCUCAGACAGGUCUGGGUGAGGGCCUGGAGUGGAAGCUAGAGGCCCUGUCCUCCCAGUCUUGGCCACAUGGACCCUCGGGAUGCUAAAGGGCAGGCUGUGGAUUGCGCAGCUGGGGCUGGAGAAGGCCAGAGAAAGCAGUGGUGACAGUGCCGCCUCAUGGACGGGGCCCAGCUCAGCCCGCUUUACUGGAACCCCCACCUCCGGCCCCAGGAGAUGAGGGACUGGCUUGUCCCUAAGAGCCUUAUGAAUGCCAUGUUCUGGGAGGGCUGGGCUCCUCUCAGCAGAUGACAGUGCCAUGACAGGGCCUGCCAGGCCUCCCAAGCCCUUCCCUCCUCAGCCUGCCACAGAAUCACCAGGGGCCACAACACUAGACACAGACACUCGCAGAAACCAGGCCCAGGACCUCGAGCUCUGUCCAGCAAAACCACGCAGGGCCCGAGGCUCAGGAAACCUGUCCCCUACACACCCAUCUCCUGCUGGGCAAGGAGACCUGACCAUCCCCUGCAGUGGCAAGGCACUCCUGACGGAGAAAGGACUCUGCUAGAAACUGCAAGCACACUCCACUGGGAUCCCACCCAGUGCCAGGAGGUGGGAGGAUGGAGGAGCCCAGAGAGGGUGGGCCCAGUGCCCAAGACCACCCAGCAAGCUGGUAAGAGCAGGGAGGAGCUUGGUCCCUCGAAAUGGACCACAGUAGCUCUCUGGUUCCAAGUGCCCUGAGCUGGCACCAGGGAUUUGGUCUCCUGGGGCCCAUGGCCAUCUUUGGCCUCAUGGGGCAGCGGCAUGGCCAAGUGAGCCAAGAUCAGCCUCUGCCCACUUCCGACCACAGCCAGCCCUGCCCUCCUUGGCCAUCUCUGGCCCCGCCUAGCCUCCCCUGCCCAGCCCACAGCAACAAAAGCUGAACCUGAGGCACCCCGGCAAGGCUCCACCCUGGUCCGUCAUGCUCUGCCACACCACUCCAGGUGUCCCACAGAGUGACCCAGGGCCCCACACAGGCCCUCUGACAGCUGCAAACUGCUCUCUGCCUCUGGCCUCAACUGGCUCACCAACACUAGGAAACCACGCCAAUAAAAGUGAUCUUUUUUCAUUAAAAAA
Octodon degus (degu) is the source of this 5421-nucleotide messenger RNA. RefSeq names its product perilipin 4 (gene Plin4). The transcript has 8 exons. The record is from RefSeq and is a predicted model, not a curated record. NCBI's taxonomy places the organism in Eukaryota, Metazoa, Chordata, Mammalia, Rodentia, Octodontidae. Gene Ontology annotation, cellular component: plasma membrane. The coding region runs from base 129 to 3965 and encodes 1278 amino acids.